This is a messenger RNA of Parathielavia appendiculata, 1524 nucleotides long. Its product is annotated as cytochrome P450. Gene Ontology annotation, molecular function: oxidoreductase activity, acting on paired donors, with incorporation or reduction of molecular oxygen; heme binding; monooxygenase activity. The coding region runs from base 1 to 1524 and encodes 507 amino acids. NCBI's taxonomy places the organism in Eukaryota, Fungi, Ascomycota, Sordariomycetes, Sordariales, Chaetomiaceae. The transcript is spliced from 4 exons. The record is from RefSeq and is a predicted model, not a curated record.
AUGGCGACACUCUUGCUUGCCGGUAUCCUAGCGGCUAUCUUCGUCUCAUACUACCGCUCAUGGAGGAGGCUCGCCCACGUCCCAGGGCCCGCCACUGCACAUAUCUCCAUUCUAUGGCUCCUACGACGAGCCUGGAACAAGGAACUCUUCCCCUGUCUGAUCGAGGCCGGGAACAAGUACGGCCUACUAACCCGCAUCGGCCCGAACCUGGUCCUGGUCUCGGACCCGGACGAAGUCCGCCGCAUCUCGGGCGUCCGGUCCGAGUACACCAAGGGUCCGGCCUACGACGCCGGACGCGUCACCGACGACGACGGCGAACCCCAUGUCGCCUCGCAGCGCGACCCGGCCAAGCACAAGGCCCUGCGUGCCAAGAUGGGGCCGGCCUACUCCAUCAGCAUGGAGCCGGCCGUCGACCGGCAGAUUGCGAACCUGGUGAGGCUGAUUGAGGACAAGUACGUCGUCGGCAGGACGGGGACGGGGACGAGUCGUCCGGACUUUGACUUUGCGCAGAAGGCGCAGUUCUGGGGGCUGGAUUGCGUCGGGGAUUUUGCGUUUGGGAGCCCGUUUGGCUUCUUGACGCGCGACGAGGACGUGCAUCGGUUUGUGGAGAUGAAUGAUGUGUCGCUCAAGAUGGUGACGGUGGCCGGGCUGGUGCCGUGGUUGAAUCGGUUGCGGACAGUGUGGCCUUUGAAUCUGCUGGUGCCGAGGGAGGGAGAUAAGGUUGGGUUCGGCAUUCUGUUUGGGUUUGCCAAAGACUUGGUCGAUCGAAGAACCGCUGAAGGCGCCGAGCCACAGGCGGAUAUGAUGCAAGCAUUCAUCCGCAGCGGCAUGACCAAGGACGAACUGAUGCAGCAAGUUUACAUUCACAUAAUCGCCGGCGCAGAUGCCUCCUCCAACCUCGCCCGAAUGACCAUGCUCUCCCUCCUGACCUCACCACCAGCCUACCUCGCCCUCCAACGAGAAAUCGACGCCGCCAUCUCGGCCGGCCAGAUCAGCUCCCCCGCCACCGGCGCCGAAGCAUCCCGCCUCCCCUACCUCCAAGCCGCCGUCCGCGAGGCCCUCCGCGUCCACCCGCCCUCCGUCUCCCCCUCCAAACUCUCCCCGUCCGCCGGCGACACCAUCGCGGGCAUCUACGUCCCAGGCGGCACCCAGGUCGGCGCCAACGUGCCUGGGAUCCUGCUGUCCGAAGCCAUCUUUGGAGCGGACGCGCACUGCUACCGGCCCGAGCGGUGGCUCGAGGCGGCGGCGGGGGCGCAACAGGACGAGGCGAGACUGCGACGGAUGCAGUCGGCGCUGGACAUCGUUUUUGGGGCGGGAAAGUUCCAGUGUCCUGGGCGCGCUAUCUCGUAUAUGGAGGUGGGCAAGUUGUUUGUUGAGUUGAUGAGGAGGUUUGAUUUUUCGCUGGUGGAUGGUGUUAGGCCUGCUACGGUGGAGUCGUGGGCGGUGCUGGUGGUGCAUGGGAUGAAUCUGAGGGUCACGUUUCGGCGAGGGUAUGAGGCUGGGUAUUCGAGAGAGAAGCGGUGA